GAUUAUCGAGAUAAAUAGUCUGUCAUGCAGUUUAUCUGAUAAUGCAUAUAAUGGAUUUAUGUGAAGGAUUUAUAAGAAUGUGACUAUAAGAAAUUAAUAUAGUCUUAUCACAAUCGCCAUAAAGUUUGUUUACAUUGUUCUAAUAUUUAUCGCUCGGACUACUUUAGCCGAGUUAAGAAAUUGGUGAGAGAGUAUAUAAUAAUAACUUUAUAUAAUAUUUUCCAUCGAUUCAUUAUUAGGUAUAUCUAUUAGGAAUAUCUAUGAUAAAAUGUGAUUUAAAAAAAAUGUUAUUUUGAUUGAUGAUUGUCGAGAUAAAUAGUCUGUCAUACAGUUUAUCUGAUAAUGCAUAUAUUGGAUUUAUGUGAAGGAUUUAUAAGAACGAUGCGACUAUAAGAAAUUAAUAUAGUCUUGUCACAAUCGCCAUGAAGUUUGUUUACAUUGUUCUAAUAUUUAUCGCUCGGACUACUUUAGCCGAGUUAGAAAAUUGGGAGAUUAUCGAAUUCGAAACUCGGAAUGUUAAUUUGAACGAGCUUACGGAUCGUUCCAUUCCUUUUAUUGCGAAAUUUAUCAAAAAAAGUGACCUGGAUCCACUCAAACUUCCAAAUGCCAAACAAAAAUUAUGGACGCAAAAUGCGAAUCUUCCAGACACAAAGACAUACAAAGUCGAUCUCAUUUUGGAGUCGGGAAUCUUGAAAGGUUUGUCGAAUUUGGAGCGUCACAAUAAUGCUACCUUAAGUUACGCAGACAGGAUAUUAAAGUUGGACAUUGGUUUCGAAUUCAAACUUUUACAGGCGACUUAUGAUUACAUCGUAAACCUGGGCUUUACAAAACUUAAGGGUCGCGUUAAAGCUUCAGCGGACAAUGUACGCGCUAUAAUUAAUAUUACAUUUAACACCACAGAUUAUAUCAUCGCCCUCAAGAAACUCGACUUACAAGUUCCUAGUCGCAUUAAAGUGACAGUCGAAAAUAAGAACGGAUCGGUGAAUUGGGUAAACACAGCUAUCGUCAAUAUUAUAUCUCCGUUCUUCAAGAAUACGAUUAUGACCGCCGUACGAGAAGAAGCUACGAAUGUGAUUCGAACGUACUUGAAUGAAAUAAAUCGUAAAUAUGCUCCGCGUAAAAAGUUGAUUUAUACUUUACAAUAUCAUUUAUUGAAGGAAAGUUUAAAUAAACCGUUUAAUUUAAUGUUCUAAUAUAA
This is a messenger RNA of Nylanderia fulva, 1198 nucleotides long. RefSeq lists its product as uncharacterized. The record is from RefSeq and is a predicted model, not a curated record. NCBI's taxonomy places the organism in Eukaryota, Metazoa, Arthropoda, Insecta, Hymenoptera, Formicidae.